This is a messenger RNA of Cyclospora cayetanensis, 1338 nucleotides long. RefSeq lists its product as uncharacterized. The transcript has 2 exons. The record is from RefSeq and is a predicted model, not a curated record. Lineage: Eukaryota; Apicomplexa; Conoidasida; Eucoccidiorida; Eimeriidae. Gene Ontology annotation, molecular function: protein binding. Bases 1 to 1338 code for a protein of 445 amino acids.
AUGGAGGGACCUGUUUCCCGACUAGUGCCUUCUCUGCUGCUUGCUUGCGGCUCUGGGCCUGAGGGCUUUUGCUCUUUUUCGGAUGGACAUGUCUGCGAGGUCACCGGGGGCUAUUUGCGCAGCACGAGUUUCAAUGGCACCACUCAAUAUAUCCCUCUGUACACCGAUUCUUGUAAGAUGGGACACGCGGCCCACAAUAUAGACGGAUGUGGUUACGUGUUGUGUGCUAGUUGUGACGAGGCAAAGCUAGUUGCUUUGGGCGGGUCCGGUGUAGAAGGAGAUAUCCAAAUGGUGCAGCUCUCGUGCACACCUCCGAAAUCCAUGUGGAAAAAAAAGCUUAGUGCAUCAUGCUCGAUGGAAAUUCUGUGUCUUGAUUUUUCACCAUGCGGAAACCGAUUAUUUUGCCUGUCAUCUGGAAAACAGAAAGUCACCCAGCAAGAAUUGCACAGAUUUGUUGUGCAGUAUGUAACAGUGCUGAGUGCAAGCGAUGGGGCAGUGCAGAUAUGCCAUCAGUUGCAAUGGGACGAUGUGUCGUCUUAUCCCCGUAAGCUUCUUGCUGCAACUGGGGAGCUAUAUGCUGUAUUAUCAGAUACAAAUGUGAUGAUGUUCCAGCUAUUGAAAAGUAGUGAAGAAGCAUUUACCACGUCUGGGCUGCUUCUGCCUGUAGCUGCUGCUGCAGCUAGUGGGCAGCCAGAAUGCCCGGCACGGAACAUGACUAUAUGCGGGAGUUGCUGGGUAACUGCAAAAGGGUCUCACGGUGGCAACGCCAGUACAUUCCUGUUACUGGCUGUCAGCACUAAAAAGCUCUUGGCGAUUGGAGUGGGAUGGUUAGGCGCAGAAGGGCCAUUCCUCGCAUGGGUCACCAGUACAGAGCAAAAGUACCUUUCGUUGGCAGCAGUGGACAGCAGGGGGAUGGUGUUGGGGCUAACAGAUAAUUCAGUGAUCCACAUCUUCCAGCUAAAUGAGCGAGCAGCAGCAUCGCUGAUGCAGAAAUCCGAAGCAGAUCGGCAGCAACACAACUUGGAGGGCCUCCAUGAGUAUCAAAGGAAAGCUAUAGCAUCCUGCUUAUUGGAGUUGCAACGGAGUUGCCAUACUGGGAUAAACGCGCCACCCUUGAAGUUUCCAUCCCAAGAGAAUGAGUUCACACCUGCGCCCACAUCUGAGGACCCUGAAACACUGCUUCUCUUGCGUGAUGAAAUACACUUCCAGAUUCCAACAUCAGGAUAUAUCCCUGAGAGAUUCAGCCCCAACAAGUAUGGCAUAGACCCACCCCUGUCCAAUUAUAUUGCCAUAGUAUCAGUACUGCUCGUUCCAUCAACCAGCUACGCAUGCGUUUAG